AUGCAGGGGCGAGUAGGGGAUGGACCUGCAGGAGCCGGCGCUUGUUUCGUCGAGGGGUUUCUUUCCGUAGCGGCGCCGACGUCCCGUCACUCGUUCCGUUACUCAGGCCCGCGACCCCCUCCUUCUGGGCAGACGCAGCCGGAGAGUGGCAGUGGGGAGGAGGAUGAGGAGGAGGAGAGUGAGGGCGAGGAGGAUGAGGACGAUGAGGGGAGCGGGGAUGACAGUGAGGCCGGGUGGGAUUUCGAGACGCAUGGCGGUGGGAAAGGGGGGGAUGAUGAGGAGGACCAUGAGAUGGAUGGGUUGGAGCCAGAGGAGGUGGAGGAGGGGGUGGGAGAGGGUGGUGAAGGGGCGGCGACAGAGGCGGCCUCACAGCAUGUGGCUGAAGGAGGAGGGAGCGUGGGGGUUAAGUGA
Molecule: messenger RNA, 411 nt
Organism: Closterium sp. Naga37s-1
Lineage: Eukaryota; Viridiplantae; Streptophyta; Zygnematophyceae; Desmidiales; Closteriaceae
Source: the annotation of a GenBank genome assembly